Molecule: messenger RNA, 1310 nt
Organism: Boleophthalmus pectinirostris (great blue-spotted mudskipper)
Lineage: Eukaryota; Metazoa; Chordata; Actinopteri; Gobiiformes; Gobiidae
Gene: gemin8
Product: gem (nuclear organelle) associated protein 8
Exons: 4
Coding region: 219-830 (203 amino acids)
Biological process (GO): spliceosomal snRNP assembly
Cellular component (GO): SMN complex
Source: RefSeq, a predicted model, not a curated record
GAAAAUUUCAACCAGGAAGUAUUUUAGCCAGCCAGCUCCUCAUGUGAUGUAGCUGCAACGUUAUGAAGGCAAUAGUCCAGCUGGAGUAAUAUAGACAAUGUUAAAAUAACUGUUGAACCUCAGAUACGCAAAUGCAGACAUGAUGCUCCUGUGGACUGGAUAUGGAUGCUACAUAACUAAGUGAUCUCCUUGCAGCUUGGCUCAUAAAAUUUACAAAUAUGGAGGACGUUAGUACUGUGAUGUCGUGGUUCUCCAGCCCGGUUUACAGUCGCUACUGGCAGCACUAUUCGCAGGCCAUGGGCUGGUACCAGAGACACAGAAGAGCCUACCGCAAAGCCCUGGAAGCUGCCUACGGCCCACAUUUCUACCCUCAACCCUACCCCAGCAGCCAGGCCCGCUACACAGACUGGGACACAGGAGAGGGCCACAGUGAAGAUGAAGAUGAGGUGGCAGAUGAGGAAGAAGAGGAGAGCAGCUCGGACAGUGACAUUGAGUGUGAUGUCAGUAACAUGGAAAUCAGUGAGGAGCUGCGGCAGUACUUUGCUGAGACAGAAAGGCACAGAGAGGAACUCAAGAGGCAGCAGCAGAUGGAAGAGGAGCAGCAGGAAUAUGUGCCCGCUGACCAGGACCUGCACGGCUCCUCCUACAGGAGCACUGUGGCCCCUCCCACUGAGCGGCCUGGAGAGAGGCGUGCCGCAGAGAUGAAGAAACUGUACGGGAAAGAUGCCUCUAAAAUCAUGGCCAUGGAGGCUGCCAUGCAACUCACGUUUGACAGGAACUGUGACCUGAAGCAGCCAAAGUACUGGCCUGUGAUCCCACUGAAGCUGUGACCACUGCACUGUUCAGCCUAAAGGAAGCACUCUGAUUGACUGUGACUGCAGCUAGUCAAACAGAACUCAUGUUUGAAUUAUCCAACUUUACAAAAUAUUUUGACUUCAAGUAGGUUCAGAUCUGCUUCAAAGAAAAUCUGAGCAUUGCGUUAUUGGUUUCUUAUUGCUCCUCUAAAUGCUACAAGUAAAUGUAUUGAAUUUAAAUUAUCGCUUUUAUUUGCUCUGCAGUUUGGAUGUGUCAUGUUGCCAUGGCUCCUUGUGUCAUCUCAGGUUAGCUGUUAACAACCUCUCCUCUUUGGUGCAGAAAUAACGCAUGCCUUAUGCAAGGCUGCACACUAUAAAUUUAAACUUUUCACUUGGAUCUAAUUAUGUAUUUUUACAAACUUUUCACUGCUGUUUUGUCCAUUUAAAUACCAAUGUUAAACAUUUUUUAAUUGAAUUUGUUUCAAUAAAAGACAUAGAAUUUAAGUCAUAAACUUA